CAGAGCUCACCUCUCCUGCCCAGAGCCCCGCUGCCUCCAGCCCAUCCUCUGCCAGACUCAGCGACACAAUGCAGCAGCUGCAUCUUCUCUGCCUCGGUCUCCUGGUGCUGGGAUGUAUCCUGCACGUGCACGGCGGCAACAACGUCCUGGACUGCUGCCUGAGGACGAGCGAGAAUCCCAUCCCGCGGCGGAUCGUGCAGAGAUAUCAGAUACAGCUGGUGCAGGACGGCUGUGAAAUCCCUGCCAACGUGUUCAUCACCGUGAGGGGCAAGCGCCUCUGCGCCCCGCUCGAAGCCCCAUGGGCUGUUCGCCUCCGGGAGAAGCUGGACUCUGGCUCUGCCAGGAAGGUCCCAAAUAAAGGCAAUUAGGCUCUGAAGAAGCCUGUGGCUGGCCCCAGCACCCAUAUCGGGGCCAGCUCUCAGCUGUGAAUCUGAAGCUCAUGAAGCCGACUUGCUUCCACCUCCUACUACAGUGCACGGGGCCAACCCUCCUCGGGACUCAUGUCAGUGCAUGGGGCUUGUCACAGCCCUGCAGCUCUCUCUUCUCCCCUCUGCCACCAGUGUGACUCAAAAACCUGCGUCAGGCUGAGCCGGGGGCUGCUGGACCAGAGUCUCCGCUCCAAGGGUGCUCGGCAUCUCCAGCACCCUUGCAGCCAGGAGGCUGGUUUGAUGGACUGAUCUGUGAGAUGAGUUUUGGGGAUCCCAGCCUUCCUCUGAGCGCCAGUCUGUUCCCUCGGGUUUCCAUCAUCAGCCUUGAACCUGAGCGCCUUCUGCAUCCCUGGGAAGGGCAGCGGGGAUGGGACUGUGCAGGGAUGGAGGGGAAGGGGUAGGGAUGUUUGUCACCACUAGGUCGGUCGCGUGAGGUCCUCCAGCUUUCCCCCUCCUGCCCUUCCCUGCCCAGGUGGAAAUGGAGCCAGUGCCAGCAUCCAUGGUUUGUCCCAGCCUGGCACCACUGGCUGCUGUGGCAUAACUCUGGUGUCCACUUGGCCAGGGCCUUACUCACAGGAUGGGAAUGGUGGAGGGUCCCUGCCCUUGUCAGGGACAUCGUCCUCCUUCUCAGUCCCCAAGCCUGCCACCGUGGUCAAAGCCUGCCUGGUGCUGCUGCCCGGGCAGGGAUGCAAGAGCAGCGCUUGUGCUGUGCUCAGGUAUUUGCUGCUAGAUCUGCUCAGUGCAAAAAUUACGGGUGUUAGCUGCUUCUUUCCUUUCUUUUUUUUUUUAUAUUUUUUAUUUUUUUUUUCUCUGGAUUUGUUAAAUAAAAAGAAAAGCCUA
Anas platyrhynchos (mallard) is the source of this 1268-nucleotide messenger RNA. It is a transcript of the gene CCL19, whose product is annotated as C-C motif chemokine ligand 19. Gene Ontology annotation, biological process: inflammatory response; positive regulation of GTPase activity; chemokine-mediated signaling pathway. NCBI's taxonomy places the organism in Eukaryota, Metazoa, Chordata, Aves, Anseriformes, Anatidae. Gene Ontology annotation, cellular component: extracellular region. Gene Ontology annotation, molecular function: CCR chemokine receptor binding; chemokine activity. The record is from RefSeq and is marked provisional.